UAUAGCUUUAAUUUUCUGUCGUACUAGCUCCUUAAAAUAUUUUUGUAGUUACUAUAUUUUGUUGAUAUAUUCUAUUCACAUUACAAUAUUAUAGUUGCAACUAGGUUGAUGGUCGACCACCCAAAAUGACCAAUGGUGGAGGCUCUCCCUAGUUUUCUUAGAGAGAGAGAGAUAGAAGAUUUUUACUUGAGAGGAUCAGUUUAUUUGUUCCUCUUCUAUCUCCUGCUUAGUGAAAAUAUUUCUUCUUCUUCUUCUUCCUUACACCAAAUGUAGAGAAAACAGACCUUUCUCUCUCUCUCUCUCUCUUCCCCCUUCCUCCACCAAUCCUUUUUCCCCUUAAAGCUCGUGGUUCAAGUUGUAAGGGAGAGGGGGAGAGCUGCUAAAAGUGUUACAUAUUGAAGAAUGAUGAUACUCCAUCUUUCUCUGUCCCUCUCACCCCUUUCUGAGCAACAUUCAUGCAUUAUUUGGACAUGAAAAGCGUAGAUAGAGAGUUCUUUUCUGUUAUCUUUCUUCACUUUGGAAGAUCUUAACACAGUUCCAAGUCUGUUUUGAAAGAACAAAUGGGCUCCAUGAAUUCAAAUAGCUGGCUGGCUUUCAAUAUCUCUCCUACUCCCUCAACCAUGCCUACUAAUAAUCUCCAUGCAUCUCCAUCUCAAUUCUCUCUGGGAUUGGUAAACGAUACAGUGGGUCAUUCCUUCCAAAUCCAAGAGUGGAAUCUGAUGAGUUCUCACGGCGGCGAGGAAGUCCCAAAGGUGGCAGAUUUUCUUGGUGUCAGCAAACCUGAGAACGAGCUCAACCUUGCUUCGUUUAACCAAAUUACGGCAACCCACCCUAAUUACCUCUUAUCCAACGACAACCUACAGUCGAUGCAGAGCUUGGAGGCUCCAUCGGCUAAUAGUAACGAUCCUCGUGGAAUUGGUAACAAUUUACAGUCAUUGACGUUGUCCAUGGGAACUGCUAAGGGUACUGAGAGUACUAGUAGCAGUAGUGCUGUUGAUGUGACACCCAGAAGAUCUAUGGAUACAUUUGGGCAGAGAACAUCGAUAUACCGAGGUGUAACAAGGCAUAGAUGGACAGGAAGGUAUGAAGCUCAUCUGUGGGAUAACAGUUGUAGAAGGGAGGGACAAUCAAGGAAAGGUCGCCAAGUCUACUUGGGUGGAUAUGACAAGGAAGAGAAGGCAGCUAGGGCUUAUGAUUUGGCUGCACUCAAGUACUGGGGAACAUCCACUACAACAAACUUUCCUAUUAGUAACUAUGAAAAGGAAUUGGAGGAGAUGAAGAAUAUGACAAGGCAAGAGUUUGUGGCAUCUCUUAGAAGGAAAAGCAGCGGCUUUUCAAGGGGUGCAUCCAUGUAUCGUGGGGUCACAAGGCAUCAUCAACAUGGAAGAUGGCAAGCUCGCAUUGGAAGGGUUGCUGGAAACAAAGACCUCUAUUUAGGAACUUUCAGUACCGAAGAGGAAGCAGCAGAGGCUUAUGAUAUCGCUGCUAUCAAGUUCAGAGGGCUGAAUGCUGUGACCAACUUCGACAUGAACCGUUAUGAUGUCAAGAGCAUUCUCGAAAGCAGCACACUACCUAUUGGAAAUGGAGCAGCCAAGCGGUUGAAGGAGACUAAAGCGAUUGAGUCAUCGAGGAACAGAGAGGAAAUCAGAACUCGCAGUUCCAGUUUCUACGGCACAAGCUCCAGUAAUUUUCAGGGAUACCCAUUACUGCAACCAAUUGAGCAAGCUCAGCCUCAGACUUUACUGGCUUUACAAAACCAGCUGAGUAGUCCUCAAUAUGGCGGCCAUGACUCUCAGUUUCAUCAAAAUUACCUCCAGUUGCACCAACAACCCACUUCGCUGUUUAAUGCUGCUGGUCAAGAGUCUCAGUUUAACCAGAGCUACCUUUCCAGCCAUCCUGCUUUUCUUCAUGGUAUGAUGAACAUGGGACAACCGACGGCCUUGCCUGUAAUGGAGAACAACGGAGGAAGCCUUGCUACCAACUACAAUGGAAAUGUGGGCACCGGAGUUAGCUACAAUGGAGGUGGGUAUUUGUGCAACGGGAUAAUGAUGGCACCCAACUCAGCUACUGUGCAUGGAGGAGGAAUAGGUCCGGAAACCGGCGCCGGGCUGGUUAAGGUUGAUUACGAUGAGAUGAGUUCUGCGGGUUACGGUGGGUGGACGGCAGAUUCGGUUCAAAAUCCAAAUGCUGGUGUUUUUUCAAUGUGGGACGACAAUUGAGAGUUUAUGUUGAUGUUUUUGGCUUUUAUCAUUAAAUUGAAAAUUUUCUUCUGAUGCAAUGUUUAAUUUGAUCAAAUAUUUGGUAUAUGGCCAACAAAAGAGAUGAGAUAUGGUUCA
Nelumbo nucifera (sacred lotus) is the source of this 2336-nucleotide messenger RNA. Its product is annotated as AP2-like ethylene-responsive transcription factor PLT2. The record is from RefSeq and is a predicted model, not a curated record. Gene Ontology annotation, molecular function: DNA binding; DNA-binding transcription factor activity. NCBI's taxonomy places the organism in Eukaryota, Viridiplantae, Streptophyta, Magnoliopsida, Proteales, Nelumbonaceae. Gene Ontology annotation, biological process: regulation of DNA-templated transcription.